Branchiostoma floridae (Florida lancelet) is the source of this 5199-nucleotide messenger RNA. Its product is annotated as calsyntenin-1-like. The transcript is spliced from 21 exons. The coding region runs from base 243 to 3437 and encodes 1064 amino acids. Gene Ontology annotation, cellular component: cell surface; postsynaptic membrane. Lineage: Eukaryota; Metazoa; Chordata; Leptocardii; Amphioxiformes; Branchiostomatidae. Gene Ontology annotation, biological process: homophilic cell-cell adhesion; positive regulation of synapse assembly; positive regulation of synaptic transmission. The record is from RefSeq and is a predicted model, not a curated record. Gene Ontology annotation, molecular function: kinesin binding; X11-like protein binding; amyloid-beta binding.
UGACCACUCGUGACGACGUAGCCGUGGAUAGUGCUUUUAUGCAACACGGUAUAAAGAUAACAACAGCAUUGACAUCUAAGAAGGUGUGACAGUAUAUCCGAUCCAACCGUCUUCCCCCGAGGAGACCAGUACCUUUCCGUUACGCAGUCCGCCAUCUUGGAGAGAAGGGAAGGGAACAUCUCAUUUUUUUUACUCGUUUUAAAACAUCAAGAGCGGCGACAGCGGACAAGAAAAGAGAAACUAUGAUUAUAAGGUGGUCGGUCCUUCUUCUAGCACUGCUGUGCGGUGUUCUAGCAGAGACAAGACAAGAUGGGAGGACCUGGGAGGAUGAUGUUGACAAGAUUGGUACCAAAAAGCUGGACGACUCAACUGAAGAAGAUGACAGUGAUAAGUACUGGAAAGAGACCAAGUCAAGCGAGGAGGAUGAUAAAGCAUUGAGUGAUGAUGACUGGCUGAGGAGCCAGCUAGACCAGCAGAGGUGGGAACAGCAGGCCAGCGGGCGCGCAGCACAGCGCCUGGCACAAGAUGUCUGGCAGCCUCUCACAUUCGACCGCCCUCCAAAACCUUUGGACUUGUUUCCAAAACAACAGAGCAAUUCUAAUAAUGGAAACAAGCACAAGCCAUGGCUAGAGAUUGAAGAUGGGCAAAUCUUCCACGGGCUCAUCAACGAGAACGACAUGAGCAUGGUGGAGCUGCACCCCAAACUGAAGGCUUCAGAUAAGGACUCUGGAGAUGCUGGUAAGAUCUGCCAGUUUAGGAUCACGCAGCAGGACGUGCCCUUCGAUGCAUUCGUGCUGAACCCCAACACCGGCGAGGGGUACAUCCGUGCCCGCAAGGAGCUGAACUGUGAGGACAAGAAGGAGUACACCUUCACCAUCCAGGCGUUGGACUGUGGUGUCCCUGAGAAGGGCAUCCAGCAGAAGAAGUCCCACAAGGCUACUGUCCGCAUCCAGGUGAACGAUGUGAACGAACACGGCCCAGAGUUCACGGCCAGCGGGUACGAGGCCACCGUGAUGGAAGGGAAGAUGUACGACAACAUCCUGAAGGUGGAGGCCGAGGACCGCGACUGCUCGCCCGGCUUCAGCCAGAUCUGCAGCUACGAGAUUGUCACUCCCAACGUGCCCUUCCAGAUCUCUGAGGAUGGCAUCAUCAGCAACACCGAGCCCCUGCAGUACGUUGACGGCCACAACUACAUCCUGACGGUCACCGCCUACGACUGCGGCCAGAGGCGCGCCGACCUGGACGUCCUGGUGACCAUCACGGUCAAGGAGCAGUGCCACCCCGGCUGGAAGGACUUCCAGAAGCGUAUCGAGUACGAGCCGUUCAGCGGCACCAAGGCGCUCCUGCCCAAGGUGUACCUGGAGACGUGUGGGGAGGAGGUGUCUGACAUCACCACCACCUUCACCCUGGAGACCAGCCACAUCGGCAAGGGCUGCGACCGUGACACCUACUCCUCCAGCUCUCUACUCAAGCUCUGUGGUGCAUCCCAGGGUAGCAUUGACCUCCUCCCUGCCCCCGGCCUGGGGAGCGAGUGGACACAGAACCUGCCCACGGACGAGGGGCACGAGGGAGACCAGGUCUUCUCCUUCGACGGGCGCCAGACCGGCGUAGAGAUCCCCGAGGGCGUGGUUCCCAAGAACCUGACCAACCAGUUCACCAUCGCUACCUGGAUGAAGCACCGUGAGACCUUUGGAGGAGACAAGGAGACAAUCCUCUGCAAGUCUGACAAGAAAGAGCUGAACCGCCACCACUACUCCCUGUAUGUGCACAACUGCAAGCUGAUGUUCCUGCUGCGUCACGAUGGCGGUGAUCUGGAGACCUUCCGCCCUGCAGAAUUCCACUGGAAGAUCCCACAGGUUUGUGACAAGCAGUGGCAUCACUACGCCAUCACUGUGGACUUCCCAGAAGUCAACCUGUACGUGGACGGCAUCCCGUACAGCCCCUUCCUGGUCACCGAUGACUGGCCACUCCAUCCCAGCAAGUUUGACACCCGCCUGACUCUUGGUGCAUGCUGGCAGGGUGGUGACCAAGAGAUGUCUCAGUACUUCCGUGGCGAGCUGGCUGGCUUGCUUAUCCACCCCGGGAAGACGGAGACCCGCCGCGUCAUCAGCUGUCUCCACAACUGCAACGAGAGCCUGGAGUUCCACUCCUUUGACGAGACCGGCCCUGGUUCGGAGAGUAAGAGGACGAAGCGGGAGGAAAAGAGGGAUAGUCUUUCCCCUGUCCACUUCAACCCUGAUCAGACACAGCUCUUCCUGAGGGGCGAGUUUACCCCCAAGAACCCCGACAACGAGGCGUACACGCUGGAUAAGUACACCAAGGUGCUGCAGAAGGUUGCGUACCAGAACGGGCGCCAGUUCCCCACCCCCGGCAUGCGCGCUCUGAAGAUCCACACCGAAGUCAACUGCUUUGACGACGAGACUUGCAUCGAGGUUCCCGACGUGGACGCCUACGUCAUGGUUCUCCACCCCGAGGAGCCGACCAUCAACCUGAGCGGCACGGACCACCUGGCGCGGCGCGUGGCGGAGCUGGACCAGGGCGUGGCGCCCUUCCGUGACCUGCGCAUCGUCAGCACCAUCGUGAGGGAUGUGGAGGAGGAGGAGGAGGAGGAACUGCAGGAGGGUGGCACCACCGAGGUGACCCCCAUCAGCCAUAACCUGGAUGCGUGCCAGAUCACCGUGGACCCUCCCCUGGAGUCUGGUAAGGAGGAACUGACUGUGCCCAAGGAAGACCUGGCUCGUCUGCGCCUGGAGAAGUCUGCUGCUACCAAUGGUCUAGUCAUCAAGGGUGUUGACACCAUCGCAAACUACGAGGACAUCCUGCGCAAGGUUGUCUACCGCAACUCCAAGGCCGGGGACUACUUCGACCGCGUGCUGAAGCUGAAGUGCUCAGAGAUGAACGGCCGCUAUGAGAGCAACGAGUAUGCUGUUGAACUGAAGGUCCUGCACACCCUGAACGUUGCCAACCCUGAGAGCCAUGUGAAGGUGGCUGCAGCUGUAGCCCAGAACGUGCCCGCCCAGUUCAUCCACUCCAAGGGUGUCCAGGAGGCAGCCGUGCCCCACCAGGUGCCGCAGGUGGUCGCCAGCUCCCAGUCUGCCAAUGUUGUCACCUCCCUGGUGAUCGUGAUCUGCGUGGGCUUCCUCAUCUUCAUGAUUGUGCUGGGCGUGUACCGCAUCCGCGCCGCCAACCGGCGCAACAUGGACUCGGAGUGGGACCAGGCGGGCGAGCCGCGCAUGGAGUGGGACUCCUCCGAUCUCACCAUCACUGUCAACCCAAUGGAUGUUGAGUAUGAGGGCGCUGAGAGCGACUCCUCUGACGAUGAUGAUGACAGUGCGCAUGAUGACUCCGACAGCUCAGAUGAUGAUGAUGAGCCCCCAAGAGAGGUGCUGGGCUAUGGGCAGGAGCUAGAGUGGGACAGCACUGCAAUGGUGGCGUGAACCAACCUUGCCACAUGAUUCACAUGAAAUCCUACAAUCAUACCUAGAUGAGAUGCAACAGAUACAAGACAGUGUUUCUCAUGAAAACAACAUUUUCAUGCCCGUGGUUUCUGUGCCAUGGACAUGAACUUGUUCUUAACAAAGACAACACCAAAAUGCAUCUUGGCUUUGGUAGUGUAAAAAGAUUUUGAUACAUGACCAAAAAUGUAAAAAGGGGAAGUCAGACAGACAGUUUGGGAAACAUGCCGAGAAACACAGUCGAGUAUUUGUCUGAACUACUGUUCUCUUUCAUGAUCACGAAUUAUUGAUUGAAUUAAUGAGAAAUGAUGAAUUAUCCAAUGGCAGGGCCGUGAUUCACAGCUGGAGUGGGAUAACUCAACACUGAGCUUCUAAGAGACCAACAGCUGGCUGAGCUGUCCGGAGAGAGAGAAGGAGAGACAGCGGGAGGGAGAAGACUUAGUAUGAAGAAGUGACGAUUUCUGAUCGGAAGAAUCUGUGUAUAAAUUACCGUACAUAAUGACAUGCCCAAGACCAUCUCCUGAUGACUGAAAAAUUCACAAAGAUGCACUCGCGCUGACUUUGCAUGAUCACUGGCACGCCUUCUACAAGACUUAAAACUUGAAUGGUGGCAGAUUGAUGGAUGUUUUACUGAUGUUUGUAACAAAAAAUUUACUUAAGUCAUCUAGAAGUGAUGCCCUUGUGUAAUGUAUACUUAAAGACCAAGUGAUGUAAGAUGUAUGAAAGCAAUAGUUGGCUAAGCAGUGUACUUUAAGACCGUAAGACUAAGGUAGCCCCCGUGACACUACGAUCCUCGAAAGACAUAUCUAUUUUGAUGUGAGUGGUGUGACUAUUAGCUUUAUGAUCAUAAUGAUAGCUUUGCAUGAUGUAAAUGAUGAAAUCAUGAUAACAGGAAAAUCUAGAUUGUGCAGUGGGAGGGGGGCAUUUUAAGACAAAGGGUGUUACUUCAAGUAGAUGAUAUCUGUAUAAGGAGAUGUUCCUGGGCAUAUUUCUAUAGAGAAAAUAGGGUGUACAUGUAUACAAAUCAGGAUUGGGUAUAAGAUUAUUAACGUAACUACAGCUAAGUUUGUCCGUAGUCAAUAUUGGAUGUAUUAUGUGAUGAAAAAAAAUGAUGCUCAUUCCUAACUUAAUCGUAUAUGCAUAUGGAACUGGUGUGAAGCUUAAGAAUACAUAUCUGCGCAGUUGUAUGAAGACGAACAAAAUACUGAAUGUGUAGCUAGUUGCAACACUGUAGAGUUUUGUAAUCCACCUUUUAGGGAUCGGGAUAUAGGGUUGCACUUGCUGAAUUGAUUUUAUUGCGUUUUAAUAUUAGUGUGAGUGGAAGCAUGUUGUGCUGUCUUUAAACAAGGGUUAUAAGGUUGUUGUGAUUGUAUCAGUUUUGUUCCAAUUUUUUUUGUAUUCCUGUCUGCUUUGCCUCCUCAUCAAAUUAUUUGUCCUGCACUGUUUUGAUAAGAAAAAGAGAGGGAUGUAUAAUUUGUCAUACCAUAGAAAAAUACUGUUGGAAAGAUGCAAAAGGUUAAGAUACAACAAGAUACAAGACUUAACGUCUCCUGAACAUUCCUGUAUAUGUAGAAGCACUUAAGGAACAGCUGAACGUAUUCCCUGUGUAAAUCUCUUCACAUUUCUCCAGGCUUUCAUCUUGGCAGGAUAACAUCUAAAUGUACUUAUACUUACCUACCCUUUCAGGUUUGUAAGAAUCUGGACUGUGUUGUACUGUCAAUAAACUGUUUGGCUUUCCCCACAA